ACUGCAGUGCAGUGUUUAGGAAAAUGUCGUUAACCCUACGUGUCCGGUACCCAGCCGGUCAGGGGGUUCUUAAAGAUAUAAACCCUACAGACACAAUUCAGAAACUUAUUACACAGAGUUUUGAUGUUUUGGGAAUAGAGAACUCAAAUAGUGAUCACUUAAAGAUAUUGUCAGGAUUUCCCCCCAAACCUCUUGAUAUAUCAGACCGCCAGAUAUCUAUAGGUUCUACAGAAAUCAAAUCCGGAGAUACAUUAAUAUAUCAGUUUGAUAAACCUGGGAUAGGGACAGGAGAUACUGUAGUUCAACCGACAAAAGAGAAGGAACCUCAAUCCAAUGGAAUGGUUUUUGGUGGUUCUGCAUCAGCGGUUGGUGGGACAAAGCAUAGUGGGCCAACUCCGGAUGAGGGACGUAAACGACUAAAAGCGGACUCAGAUGUAGAACUUAAAAGACAAGUUGUGCCAGCCGAUAACAGCUGUCUGUUCACUUCCAUUAACUUCUGUAUGUCCGGGGAGGUUGUGAAGAGUGAGCAUUCUGUGUUUAUGAGAGAGAUUAUUGCUACAACAGUUGCUGGAGACCCUGAAAAAUAUUCAGAACCGUUCCUAGGACAAACUAAUGAAAGAUACUGUGCUUGGAUCCAGGGGAAGGAUGCUUGGGGUGGAGGAAUAGAACUACAGAUACUAGCAGAAUACUUCCAAGUUCAGAUUGUUGUCGUUGACACCAAGUCAGGUUGUCUCACCAAGUUUGGAGAAACUGGGAACUUUUCACAGAUGAUGAUACUAAUCUAUGACGGAAUCCAUUAUGAUGCUCUCUACCUUCCUUCCUCACAGAGCAAACGAUCUGUAUUUAAUACCUCGGAGAAUAGCAUUCUUGAGAGUGCUCUGAAACUAGCUGAGAAGGAGAAACUGGCACACAACUACACUGAUACUGCGGGGUUCACUCUCAAGUGUCUGGUAUGCGGUCAUAGAAUGAUGGGAGAAAAAGAGGCUCAAUCUCAUGCCCAGUCUACCAAGCACACUAAUUUCUCAGAAAUUUAGGCUUAGUUUGCAGCAUCAACAUAUAAUGAUGAUAUUAAAACGCACAAAGAUCUUCUUAAGCUUCUGGCAAUGUAUAAAUUGGAAUUGGAAAAUUUUUUGUGGUGAAUUUGAGCACACCUUGAAUUCGGACUUAUCCUUAAAACAUUCCUUUGAGCUGUUGAUAAUACUGCUGCUUUUUUUAUAUACUUGGUUGGUUUACUUUCAUCUCUCAUCCUUUGGAUCUCAAUUCUUAAAGAUUUUGUCUUUGCUAAGUUCUUUUACUUUUGGAAAGAUAAACUUCCCAGCAAGUUUUUUGUAUACUUAUUUUAAUCCAUUGUACAUGAUUUAAAAUAUAAAAUGAAAAGGGGGAAAGAUAAAAAAUGAUUUCUGAAUAACUGUGUAUUUUUAUUGAAGAACCCACAGGCGAAAAUGUCAUUAAAAAAUAUGGUAUUUCAAUAUUUGCUUAUAAUCAAAACACCUUUUACUUCUUCAAUUAAGCUUUGUUUACCAUUCCUACUUAUCAAUUUGAUUAUUUUGCAAAAAAAAGGUAUGUUAAAUUCUAGUUCAUUUGUUUACAAUUAUUCUUUUGGCUUAGAACAAAGAAUUUGGAUUUGUCAGCCUUUUUUCAAUGCUAUGACUGAAUGUAAUAACGAUUGAAA
Molecule: messenger RNA, 1672 nt
Organism: Eurytemora carolleeae
Lineage: Eukaryota; Metazoa; Arthropoda; Copepoda; Calanoida; Temoridae
Gene: Yod1
Product: ubiquitin thioesterase OTU1
Exons: 14
Coding region: 24-1034 (336 amino acids)
Biological process (GO): protein deubiquitination; endoplasmic reticulum unfolded protein response
Cellular component (GO): nucleus; cytosol
Molecular function (GO): protein binding; cysteine-type deubiquitinase activity
Source: RefSeq, a predicted model, not a curated record